AUGGUCUGUGAGGAUUUCGAACACAUCUUCAAUUACAAGCUCACGGAGCGAGUCGAGCUUUGCGCCACAAUAUUUGCUAAACCAAACCUGGCCGGUCUUCUGUGGCCAGGUCUGCUCGCGUCUGCUGUCUUGACGCUGACCAUAGACUCUUUGUUGGGGACUUCGGUUGAAGAUUGCUUCGAGCGUAUCGCGAUUGGAGAACAAAUAGCAGUUGACGCCAUCUAUAGAAACGUAACGGAACUAACUACAAAGGAGUGUGAGCAAAUCUGCAAACAAGAUAAGCAGUGCCAGACGUAUGAUUACGGCGUCGGUGCUAAAGGAAAUUCCACUUGCAACCUCAGCAACAUCAACGAAAACCAAAUCAAAGAUGAAAAACCUCUAUCACGUAAUCCUGAUUAUGACGUAUACGUUAGACGGUUUCACUGUGAACAAUCACCACCCACACCUUUGGAUCAGGAAGUAUUAGAGAAUGGACCUCUACAUCGCCCCGUAAUCAGACCCGAAGAAGAUAAGCGCCCAUUAGCUGAUGAAUUUUAUGAAAAACCAUAUGAACCAGAUAGGGAAUUUACAAAACCAUACGGCAGGCCCAGCGCAAGCGACAGGCCAGAUGGCUAUGACAAUUUACGACCAGAUGAUAGACCGCCCAGCUACGGACUGCACAAGCCUCAAGAAACACCAUAUAGGCCAACCCCAGCUGCACCAGAAGACCGACCGCCUAAAUAUGGUGUACAUACCCCGCAAGAAACUCCUUACAAACCACGACCGGACUAUAGGCCAGAUGACAGACCACCCAGUUAUGGGUUACAUAGACCCCAAGAGAUACCCUAUAGACCUGAGCGACCAGAUAUUCCAGACAAACCGAGCUACGGCCCUCAUAGACCGCAAGUAAUACCUUAUCACGAAGUCGAUCUUUACAAACCUAGACCUAAUCCUAGACCAGAUUAUUUCCCACACCAAGAUAAUAAUUAUGCAUUAAAACCAGAGGAACCGGUGUAUGAAUAUUUUAUACGUCCGAAUCGAAGACCCGCAUAUGAAAGACCAAAUCAAGAGUCAAAACCAUAUUAUAGUUACAACAGUCAAUAUGCUAGUGGCUAUGGGAAUUCCAACAAUGACAUCCAUGUUGAAAUAUAUGAUCCGCCCCGCUUUAGGCCAAAUGAGCGACCAUAUCAUGGUUAUAGUCAGGGCUCAUCUGGGUAUGGCCAAAAUUACGGCUAUCAACAAUCAAGCCAUGGUAGCUAUGGGUAUCAAGAAAGUAGUUAUGCCGUGAGACCUCAGGGCGAAUACGAUAGGAAUAAAUUUGGUCAAACGAUACAUGGCUACGGUAGCACAACGUAUAAACCAACCUCUCAAAAACCCAGUUAUAGACCAAGCAGUGAUCAUAAUACUUAUGGCCAGUCUUCUGCAAAUGGGUAUGGCUCAAGUUUAAAUUCUGCUUCGAAUUAUGGUAAUAGCCAAGGUAGUAGUGAUACAGCAGGAAAUGGUUAUAGUACUCAAAGUGCAGGUAAUUCUUAUGGAGCUAGUGAAAGUAGUUCUACCUAUGGUAGUAGUCAAACUCCUGGUGGAAGCUAUAGUAGUCAAAGUGCUGGUAACGCUUAUGGAGGUAGUCAAAGUAGUUCCACCUAUGGUAGUAGUUCAACUACUGGUGGAAGCUAUAGUAGUCAAAGUGCUGGUAACGCUUAUGGAGGUAGUCAAAGUAGUUCCACCUAUGGUAGUAGUUUAACUACUGGUGGAAGCUAUAGUAGUCAAAGUGGUGGUAGUGCUUAUGAAAGCAGCCUCAAUUCUGAAUCUGCUUAUGGACAAAACUCUGGAACUGCUUAUGGCAAUACAGCUUCUGGUGCUUCUGGUGCUGUUAAUAGCCAUAAUAGUUAUGGCUAUAGGCCAAAUGGUUAUGAGAAUAGCUUACAUCGACCUUCCAGCUAUGACAAAUUCGAGUACAAUGCAUACAACCAACAUUCACAAAGCGCGGGUCAAACCUACAACAAAUAUGAAUCAAAUAAACCAUACAAUCUGCCCUCUUAUGAUCAAAACUCACUUUUCGGCAGCCAUCUUGGUUACGGCACUCAUCAUUUAUACGAUAUGUAUGGUUAUAAAAGACCAUAUGAAAAACCAUUAUAUAACCAAGAAAAACCACACAAUAGACCAAAACCAAGUUACGAGACGCAACAAAAUAAUUACGACAGGCCUAGUAACGGUUACGGAAAUGGAAAUUCAAAUAAACCCAACGGUUAUGGAGAAACGGGAUACAUCAAACCUAACCCUGAAACCGCCUAUAGUAAACCCAGUUAUCAAGCCGGAUACCAAUCUACAAAACCGGAUUCCGUUUAUGGAAACAAGCCCAGUUACAAUUCAAAACCUGAUAGUUAUGUUGACAAUGAAAGACCGAAGCCAGCUGGUUAUGGGGAGCCAAUUCAAGAUAAACCAACAAACAGUUACAGUGGAAGCAUUGGAACAAAACCCAACCAAAAGCCAAGUUACGAACCCGGCUAUGGAGAUAAACCUAAUACAGCAUAUGACGAUAGUUACGGUUCGAAACCUGGCCCCGAAACAGCAUACAGACCCGAUAAUCUUUAUCCGGAUAAACCCGGUUAUUCCAACCAAAGUUUACCCGCUUACAACCAAGACAGGCCAAAUGAAAAACCGGUUUACGAAUUUGAGGAGAGGCCAGAUGGUCCCAGUUAUAUAUCUCGGCCUGAUGGUAACGUUAUAACUACGAGGCCGGUUUUGAUAACCGAUAAUGAAGAACCAGGGUAUGGAAGGAAUCCGGACACCAGAUUCUCGUAUAAAGCGUGUUUCCGUCGGGUCCUCGCGGGGCGAAGGGCCCUCCGGAGUCACGUGAGGCGAGUGGUGGACUGCGAGAGGCUGGAAGACUGCAUGAGGGAGUGCGCUAUCGAAAGACGGUUUCACUGCGAAAGUUUUAAUUACAGAUUAGACCCAUCAUUUCGCGGCCAAGGGCUCUGUGAACUUAUGACAAAGCCCAUAGAAGCCUUUGACCUGAACCGCGACUUUGCAGACGACAAAUCGUAUGACUUUUACGAGCUUGACCGAAAUAGCUUGGAACCCAAUUGUCCAGAGACACUACGGGGCCCGGGGCUCCUUCACUCUGGUUAUUUAUCAUCGAAGCCGAAAGGCCAAGACAGGAUAGAUUGGUAUGACGCUGGGUACACAGGAGUCAGUCGGUAUGACGAGAGAAGAAAAUAUACGCAGCAUAAACGAUAUGAGGACCAGUUUUUUGUGCCUUAUCAGAUUGGUGUAGUUAGAGGCGACGAUCGCGAGAACUGGGGUCAGUACGGAGGGUACUACGGCAACUACGAUUCCUAUUACAAGAACCGUAACGACUUCAAACAGUCCUACAAUCAUUGGCGCAUCUCGGAUUUCGACAGACACGACGUCAAAUUCACGAAUAAAAACUUCGAUUACCACAAUCUAGGUAGACAGCACUCGGAUGAACACCAUAGUUAUGGUGAUAGGCACGAGACAGAUUCUCCUCAUCAUACUGAUAAAUACGGUCUAUCCGAUGUUAAUUAUCACGCAGAUAAAUAUUAUAAAUCGGAUCGAGAUUACACUGAGCAUAAAUUGUCGGAUUUUGAUUACCGCACAGAUAAGCAUUCGGAUUUUGAACAUCAUGCCGACAAGAAUCUGGAUUUUGACCACCGUCUUGAUAAGCAUUCGGAUUUUGACCAUCAUAUUGGUAAAGAAUAUUGGGAUUAUCUGUCUUGGAAGAGAGGCAAAUGGAAUACGUCGGAAGGGAGCUGGAGUAGAUGGGAGGAUGAUACUGAUUCGAAGGAGGUUUGGGAAGGGAGGAGUGAAGAAGUUGCGAAAGAUUGUUCGUCCCGCCGUCGCCCAGGCAUGUCGCUAAGUUCUGGCGCGGUCCGGCGUUCGUUAUUCGCUAGCACAGUGGUAGAAUGCGAAGCGGCCUGUUUUGGUGAACGCGAAUUCAAAUGUGUUAGUUAUAGUUACAGAUACUCGAGCCCAGCUGGUUCAGAUAACUGUUAUCUGAGUGAACGUCCCUACAAAGGUUUGGAUAUGUCAGCAGACGUGGACUCUGAUGUCUACGCAAUGCCUCAGCAUCAGGGUUGUCACGUUGUCAGUACCAAACCGUGGGUUGAAAGUGAAUGCUUCUGGCACGUUCGAUCUGGUGCAGCAGUAUCGGGGACGGCAGUGAAGGCUGCUUUGACUGUUACUGGGUUGGGGGCUUGCGAGGCCGAGUGCAUACGAGCUCAUAAAUUCUUCUGUAGAGGGUUUAGUUUCAGGUUUGAAGCUCCAGUCGGUGAUGAUCUUCAGAACUGCAUUCUCACUUCCUCGCCUCCAACUUCGUUGGAGACCGGUCGUGGUCUCCGGCCCUCGAGCGGACACGAGCUCUACGCAAGAGGAAACUAUGGUCGGGGCUGUGAACCAGCAUUGUAUGAUGAUGUUCAUCAUAGAGAGACGCAGUGUUACCUCCAGUAUGACAGUUCGGCAAAACUGCGGUCGAGCGCUGUACGCGGCCAGGCGCGUGUUAGAGACGCAAAAGCCUGCGGCGAAGCCUGCACGGAGGCUCCUUUUAGAUGUCUUAGUUUCUCUUUCACAAAUACCGCGCCACCGAGAUCAGACAACUGCCUAUUAUCUGAAAUAAGACUGUUUGAUUUACAACGAGGCGUUGACUACGAGCCUUCUGAAGAUAACCUUUUAUUCGCUUUUGACCUUUUCAAUGGACAGUGUUGGAGGAAAGUGUAUGGGACACACGAAGUCCCAACUGUAGAAAUACCACAUCCUCUUGUAACUACGAUCGAGGAAUAUCCAGGUGAUAAACCGGUACCACCUUCUUCACCAGAUUACAUAACCGGCCCCAGUGGACCAACUUAUCUCACUGGUCCAGAUUCGAAGCCUGUAAUCGAGUAUGGUCCAAAACCUAGUUACCAGCCAAGUUAUCUACCCGUCAGCGGACCGAGCCCGUCCAGCGGUCCUGAUCCUAUCGGGCCCCCAAUUGGUCUAGAUUAUGAACCAUACAGACCCUUCAAACCACCGUCGGAGCCAUACAGACCACACAAACCGAUAGAUAGUUACAAACCGAGUUACCCACCAUCCGGUUAUUUCUCAUCUGAUGUUAAACCCGGUUAUAUACCGCUACCGACCAGGCCUGAUUUCCUACCCGGUUAUAGGCCGGAUGAAAAACCAACUGUGAAACCAGUGAAACCGACUGGCGACGAAUACACAGCAUCAUGGCGCCAUUACACGGUAUCCGGAUUCCCUUGUCGACGAGGAACAACUUGUGCGCAGAACCACGUCGCUGGCCACUGGGCAUGCGAACCAGAGGGCGGCGAGAUUGGUUCGUGGGACUAUUGUUGUGCGCCGACACAUCGUUGUGGAUACAGCGAAGGUUUUCGUAAACCAUGGUGUUAUGUAGGCCCAGAGGAAGACCAGUGGCGACCCUGCAGCGAAAAAUACUACCCCUACCAUCAACAUAAUGUGCCGCAUCCAUCUUUAGGAAAUCGAGAGGCUAUACGUCCACGACCAGAUCGCCCAAUUACAGAAAAAGAUCCAGACAGAUCCAAACCUAGUUCAUAUUUGCCUGAAGGUGACAGACGGUAUUGGGACGAUUUAUACAAGAAUGGACCUAAAGCGUAUUACGAUAGAUAUGGAAAUCCUUUACCAGGAUAUACACGAGUACCAACAGAAAAUCGACCAUACAUUAAAUUCGAAAGAAACCCGCCCCGAGGUGGAUCCGGACAGUGGGUGCAGGUGCCUCAGUAUGAUGAUGAGCCACAAGCAGCAGGCCUUGGAGUACCCAGAUACUGGCCCGUCGCGUAUUUGCAUAAAAGCCCUCCUCCCAACACAACUUACUUUAGAUUCAACGAAACAAAAACAGAGCGAAAACCACGAACAACCACUCUACGCCCUGAAAGGGACGAAUCAGGAGAAUUCGAAGGCAGAUCUAUUGAAGACAAUCAUAGAGUUGAAAAACAGAGGAACAUAACACGCAUUGAUGACCUAGAAUAUGAAGCCAGCACAACAACAACUACGACAUUUAAGCCGGAAAGUACUACCACGGAAGUCUCAACAACAACAGAGCAACAUAUUGUUAAGCAGAAUAACACAUAUUUAGAUUCCAAAGCUGAUAAUAUAAGGUACGAAGAUUAUGACUACGUCAAAGGUCUAGAUGGAAAGCUGAGUGAUUUUACAUCAAUAGAAGUGUUCAACAUUGAGGAUGCAAAAUCAGCAGACAAGGCAGAUGUGAAAACUUUAGAAGCUGAAGAGAGACAAAUCGAAGCGAUCGGUCGUCUACUAGCGUCUAAGCGAGCUGGUAAACUGACCCUAGAUGCACAGGAUCUAGAGCCAAAAAAUAUAGCAGUGGACAGAGAUUUUAUGGAUAUAAAUAACAGGUUGCCUACAAGGCGUGGUGUCGUUCAAAGAGUCAGUAAGGAAGAUUUAAAGAAAGACGUAUCAAGAGUUCUUAAUGACGGUAGUCUCGAAGUGAGUGAAACUACAUACGUUAGACCACCCAGAAUUUUAAGUACCACGGAGAAUAUAAGAAAAGCAAUUGUAAAUGGAAAAGUGUUUUACGACGCAACGAUUCGUGAUCAGAGAGAAAUAAAUGCAACGAGGAAAGGAAAAAGUUUACGAAUAGAAACAGCGGGAGUUAAAAAGAAUGUUAGAAGAAAUGUUAACCCGAUAAGAAGGGCUAAAAGAGUGUAUAGAAAGAGAUAUAACCCGGAGGAGGUCAGAAAGAGAUUGCUGGAACGAGAGAAGAGUAAGAAUGUCACUGAUAAUAAGAGUUAA
Molecule: messenger RNA, 6756 nt
Organism: Leptosia nina
Lineage: Eukaryota; Metazoa; Arthropoda; Insecta; Lepidoptera; Pieridae
Source: the annotation of a GenBank genome assembly